AUGCGACCCUGGCUUCCGGUGUCGCGAGGCUCCCCAUUCUCGCUGGCCAACAUCCCCUUUGGCAUCAUCUCUACUGCUGCUUCCCCUACGCCUAGGCCCGCAACCAUUCUCGGAGACAAUGUGCUGGACCUCAGAAAGUUUGCCGAGGGCAACGGUUUUGCCAACCUCGGCCUGAUCCAGCCUCACCUCGCCGUCUUCUCUUCACAGAGCCUCAACGGCUUUGCCGCCCUCGGCCGGCCGGUCCACAGCUCAGUCAGAAAGUAUCUCCAGGACGUCCUCUCCGAGUCGACGUCGCAUCCUCAGCUACUCAAGGACAAUGAGGCGCUUCGGCGCGAGGCCCUCCUGCCGGUCAGGGACGUCGUGAACCAUGUCCCCAUGGAAAUCGGCGACUACACCGACUUCUUUGCCGGCAUAAACCACGCCUUCACCGUGGGCUCGCUGUUCCGAGGGCCGCAGAACGCCCUGCAGCCUAACUACAAGCAUUUGCCGGUCGCAUACCACGGGCGAGCAUCCUCCGUCGUCGUUUCCGGCACGCCUGUGCGACGUCCCUGGGGCCAGAUCCUCGAGAACCCCGCCGCCAAGGAGAAGAUACCCGUGUUCGCCCCAUGCCGGAGGUUGGACAUUGAGCUUGAGCUCGGUGCCUUUGUUUGUAAGGCCAACCCCCUCGGCCAACCUAUCCCAGUGACCGAGGCGGCAGAGAGCAUAUUCGGCUACGUCCUGAUGAACGACUGGUCCGCGAGAGACUUACAGACCUGGGAGUAUGUGCCUCUGGGACCUUUCAACGCCAAGAACUUUGCAACGACCAUUAGCCCCUGGGUCGUUCUCCCGGACGCGCUGGAACCCUUUGCUACGGCUGGAAUCGAGAACGACACAAAGUUACUGCCGUACUUGCAGGAAUCCGAUCCCAAGAGCCAGUAUGACAUUCGCCUGCGAGUAGUCCUCACAACCAGGAACGGCAUCGCUACUACCAUCACGGAGACCAACAGCCGCAACCUUCUCUGGUCAUUCCCGCAGAUGCUUGCCCACCACACCAUCACCGGAUGCCCCAUGCGCCCUGGCGACCUGCUCGGCAGUGGAACCAUCAGCGGCGAGGAGGACACUGCCCGAGGCAGCCUGUUGGAGCAGAACAAGGGCGGUAAACAGACAAUUCGACUGAACGGAGGAGAGGAAAGAAAGUUCCUCCAAGAUGGAGACACCAUAACCAUCGUUGGAAUCUGCGGAUUAAAUGAUGAUAGUCUUGUUGGUUUUGGAGAGUGCUCUGGCCAGAUUACGGAGGCCCUGAAGCUGGGUUAA
Messenger RNA from Penicillium mononematosum, 1293 nucleotides. Its product is annotated as Fumarylacetoacetase. The coding region runs from base 1 to 1293 and encodes 430 amino acids. The transcript is spliced from 2 exons. The record is from RefSeq and is a predicted model, not a curated record. Gene Ontology annotation, biological process: L-phenylalanine catabolic process; L-tyrosine catabolic process; homogentisate catabolic process. Lineage: Eukaryota; Fungi; Ascomycota; Eurotiomycetes; Eurotiales; Aspergillaceae. Gene Ontology annotation, molecular function: fumarylacetoacetase activity.